Molecule: messenger RNA, 2087 nt
Organism: Lagopus muta (rock ptarmigan)
Lineage: Eukaryota; Metazoa; Chordata; Aves; Galliformes; Phasianidae
Gene: GYG2
Product: glycogenin 2
Exons: 9
Coding region: 267-1517 (416 amino acids)
Cellular component (GO): cytoplasm
Molecular function (GO): glycosyltransferase activity
Source: RefSeq, a predicted model, not a curated record
GUGCGGGGCUCCGCGCUCCUCGGGGCCGAGAAGGGAGCGACUCCCCCACGUGAAAACUGGGGAGGGUCGCGUCGCGCCAUCCCUGCCGUUAAUGCCGGUUUUCCGCCCCUGCGCACAGGAGUCCGCGCGAGCGUAAUUCACCUCCCACUGUUUUCAGCGGGAACGAGGCUAAUCCCAUUUGGUGAUUUACCAGCCCGGGGAAGCAGGCGAGGCGGGCGGCAGAGCUCGGUCCCCGCCCCGUUCGGCAGUGGCUCCGCGGCCGCACGAUGUCCGUAACGGAUCAGGCCUUUGUGACUCUUGCUACUGAUGAUGUGUAUUGCCAAGGAGCUCUGGUUCUUGGACAGUCAUUGAGGAACCAUACAACAUCUAGAAAACUAGCAGUACUGAUCACACCAGAGGUCUCCAGUGGAAUGAGGUCUGUCCUGCGCAGCGUGUUUGAUGAAGUCACUGAGGUGGAUGCACUUGACAGUGCUGACUCGGUCCGUUUGGCUCUGUUGCAGAGGCCAGAACUGGGUGUAACCUUCACUAAACUUCACUGCUGGACUCUUACUCAUUAUAGCAAAUGUGUCUUCAUGGAUGCAGAUACCUUGGUGCUUUGCAAUGUUGAUGAAUUGUUUGAUCGAGAAGAGUUUUCAGCAGCUCCUGAUUCUGGCUGGCCUGACUGCUUUAAUAGUGGUGUGUUUGUCUUCCGACCUUCUUUAAAAACUUACAACUUGCUGCUCCAGUUUGCUGCUGAACAUGGCAGCUUUGAUGGGGGUGAUCAAGGCUUGUUGAAUAGCUUCUUCAGCAACUGGGCAACAGCAGAUAUUGGCAAACACUUACCAUUCAUCUAUAACUUAAGCAGUAGUGCAGUAUACACCUACGUUCCUGCUUUCCAUCAUUUUGGUAGAGAUACCAAAGUUGUUCACUUCUUGGGAGCAACAAAGCCCUGGAACUACAAAUACAACCUUCAAACAAAGAGAGUUAUGCAAGAUGGCACCACCUCUGGAUCUUUCCAUCAGCUGUCAUUUCUUGCCCUGUGGUGGAACAUAUACAGUGCCAGUAUAUUGCCGUUGUUAGAAAAGUUUCAGAAGAUGGAAGAAUCAGAAUCUGAGGAAUGGAAGCAUACUUUCAGUGGAGUUGAAAUUACACUGAAAAAAGUUGAUCCUUCUGUGGCCAAUUCUCUGCAAAUGCCUGUAUUUCCAGAGCAGGCAUAUGAAGCAGAUCCUACACCAUGUUCCUCUGAGGAACUCGGUUUCAAAGCUCAACCUGUAUAUGAAACUCAACAGCGUGGUUCCAGCAUUCAUCUCUCUGAACCUGACAGACCUUCCAAGCAACUUGCUUCUCAUCCAGCAUUUCAGGAAACCUCCGAGCUGAAUGAGAUUGCAUCUUCUGUUUCAGAGCUCUCUAUUCACCUCAAACGUGAAGAACCAAAUCCAGAAGAUGAACGGAGAAAAUGGGAAGAAGGGCGUAUGGACUAUAUGGGAAAAGAUGCUUUUGAACAUAUCAAAAAGAAGUUGGACACAUUUUUACUCUAAGAUGAAGUGAACUGUAAUGACUAUCAUGAUGUUUCUUCUGUAAAUAGAACCUUGAAUAUUUGGAUAUCUUCAUAGUUCAUUUGACACCAAAGCUGAUGGAAGACUAACAGAGAUAGACUCUUGUUUUGUUGUUUCUUUUUUUUUUUUUAAUGGUUAUGUGUGCCUCAACUUUAUUGUUCUCUCAUAGUGCCUUCUGAGAUAUAAUGAAUGAUAUUUUCUGAGUAUGAAACUCUCAUAUUUAUCACUUUUCCCACUGUUCUGCAUAAGUACUGCACAGGAACAGUUGUAAGUGAAGUGUAUUGAAAGUUGAGUUUAUUUUACAUACUCUUACCUCUUAACGAGAGACUGCAAAAACUUCUUAAAUUAAAACUUUCUUCUUGAAACCAAGUUAAUGAUUCCAAGGGCAACCAUGGUGUAGACUUCAAUGUGAGAGAAAAGUAAGAUGAAAUUCUGGCCUCAUAUAAGUCUGUGACAAAACCUUUUCAUUUAAGUAUAAUUAGGUAAAGAGUAAAUCAGGACUUCGAGGUCGCUACUGGAUACUCUUACUGUUUUAUAUGGAAACUGCUCAAG